Molecule: messenger RNA, 1288 nt
Organism: Myxocyprinus asiaticus (Chinese sucker)
Lineage: Eukaryota; Metazoa; Chordata; Actinopteri; Cypriniformes; Catostomidae
Product: nocturnin-like
Exons: 3
Coding region: 146-1273 (375 amino acids)
Biological process (GO): circadian rhythm
Molecular function (GO): poly(A)-specific ribonuclease activity
Source: RefSeq, a predicted model, not a curated record
CUUUCUUUGGUUUACAGCUCUCUUUGUAGCGUGUGUACGUUUGCGGAGGUCACUUAAGAUCAUACACGGAGGCAGAUUGCUUCGAUUCCAGCAAUAACUGACCGACAAGAGGGCAUUCAUUAUUUGACGCCAAUCCGCAUGUUCCAUGAGCAGCAGCACUAGCAGUCUCUACAGUGCCCUGGUUAAGACCAUCAGCAGCCCUUCUCUCCCUCACCCCUGUGAAUCCAGAUACAAUCUGGAUAACAACCUGGAUCUGGAUCAGGACCUGGUGGACCCUUUGGAGCUGUUGAGAGAAUGUAGAGAGGUUCUGAGAAACCGGCCAGCCCGAUUGCACAGGGCUUUUGUUCAUACUGGGCAUGAAAACUCUAGGCACACGGCAAUCAGAGUAAUGCAGUGGAAUGUUCUAGCACAAGCACUCGGUGAAGGCAUGGACAGUUUUGUGCAGUGCCCCAUGGAUGCUCUGAACUGGGCUGAAAGAAAGUAUUUGAUACUGGAAGAGAUCCUAAUGUACAGACCUGACAUCCUGUGCCUACAGGAAGUUGAUCACUACUUUGACAUGUUUCAGCCUGUUCUGGCUAGUUUGGGCUACCAGAGCAGCUUCUGCCCCAAACCAUGGUCACUGUGUCUGGAUGUCGAGAAUAACAAUGGCCCUGAUGGCUGUGCUCUCUUCUUCAAUGAAAAACGCUUCCAGUUAAUAAACACAACGCACCUGCGACUGUCUGCCAUGAUGCUAAAUACCAAUCAGGUUGCAGUCAUAACUACAUUGCGUUGCCAAGCAACAGGACGGGCUUUCUGUGUUGCGGUAACGCAUCUGAAGGCACGGAGUGGUUGGGAGGUUCUACGCAGUGCACAAGGUUCAGAUCUGUUGCGGAACCUGCAAAACAUUGCACAGAGAAUAGAGACGGAAGAAAAUGCAAAUACUGACGUUCCUCUGGUAGUAUGUGGCGAUUUUAAUGCUGAGCCUUCGGAGGAUGUCUAUAAAAAUUUCGCAGCAUCUAGUCUUGGGCUCGACAGUGCAUACAAGCAUCUGAGUACGGAUGGAAAAACUGAGCCACCUUAUACGACGUGGAAGAUCCGUCCUAGUGGGGAGAGUUGCCACACACUGGAUUAUGUGUGGUAUUCACAUAGAGUGUUUAAUGUCAAUGCGGUUCUGGACUUUCCUACAGAAGAACAAAUUGGACCAAACAGGCUGCCUUCCUAUAACUACCCCUCUGAUCACCUCUCGCUUGUCUGUGACAUUAGCUUCAUGGAUCUACCGUUUGUUUCCCAAUAAUUGGAGGUUUACUGG